Eruca vesicaria subsp. sativa (arugula) is the source of this 489-nucleotide messenger RNA. Lineage: Eukaryota; Viridiplantae; Streptophyta; Magnoliopsida; Brassicales; Brassicaceae. The record is from the annotation of a GenBank genome assembly.
CUUUUACUUUGAUCAUCUCUUGUUUUUCUGUUUUUCCUUUUUCAUAUUCAAGUUAUAUUUUGUCAAAAAGCUCUACAAAACUUCACUGUAAUUUUCUAAAUCAGUUGAUUAUGUCGCUAGAUGGAUCAGGACUAGGAGGGAUGGCUAUGGCUUACACGGCGAGGAAGUUACACAGAGAAAACAUGAAGAUUUUGACGGCAACCACAGCCACAACCGUCGGUGGUGGAAACGAAGAGAACGGCGGAAGAUAUACCCGGUGGUUCUUCGGAAAGCUAAGCACCAAGAAAAACUCGGCUAAAGUUUGCGAUCUUAGAACUAUAGAAUACUAAACUAAUAUGGUUACAUCAAUUUUUUUUUUUUGCUAAAUCAAAAAUUAAGGAAUAAAAAAGGCUUUUAUAUACCUUUUUAAUUUUAAUUUCAGCUUUAUGUUUAAUUACAUCCAUCGCGUCAUGAUAUUUAUGAGUUUAUUGGUUCUAACGAGAGAAAAUU